Cuscuta campestris is the source of this 1921-nucleotide messenger RNA. Lineage: Eukaryota; Viridiplantae; Streptophyta; Magnoliopsida; Solanales; Convolvulaceae. The record is from the annotation of a GenBank genome assembly.
ACCCUUCUUCUCUCUAGAUCCGCCAUUCCUGUCCAUUCGUAGCUGUAUGUACGUACACACGAGGAGCGUUUCUACACUCCAAGAUCUGUAAUCUGUUCAAUCUUCUUUCUCUUCCCCCUUGAUUUUGGAUUAAAAAUCAUUUCCUUUUCUUGUUUAUAUUUCUCUGCCGGAGUUGACCGUAUUUUCCGAUGGGUUCAGUGGAAGUUCUUCGCCCGCAAGACCCUUUACAGAAUCGAUUUAAUCAUCGGAACGCUAGUUUUGUGAAAACAGCUAUGAAGUCGAAGGUGAAUUCGUCGUCGAAUCCUAACCCUAACCCUAAUCGGGGAUCCGGGAGGGCAGAUCGGCAGAAGCGAAGGCUUCAGAAUAGAUCUACCGAAUCAGGUAGAGAUGGAGGUGUCAGUACCUCCAGUUCCCCGCCGGGGAAGAAGUCCACAGCGAGUAAUUUGUCCUUGGGGCAGGUGAGGAUUUUGAAACGCGGUGAAGUGUUGACUGAUUUGGCGUCGCUGAAUGAAGAUUCCAAGAGGGUUGACGAGAAGGGAGGGGAGAAGUCACCUGUUGAAGAUUUUGUGUUGUCCACGGUUGCUAGGCUAGGUCCUGAACCGGAAAGGAUGCCGAAAGAGAUUAGAUUCGGCAACUUCUUCGCCGGUUCUGCUUGCAUAACUUCUCCGCCUCCCAGCUCUCUGCCGCUUCCAGCCUUUUUUAAGAAGAAAAACAUACUUGGAGAAAGUAAAGAUGAUGCUACUGGGGAUUUAAGGCGUCUUCUGCGGAUCGAUCUGUAUUGAGCUUCUGCAAUUGAUUGCUCUGUUCUGUAGAUGGUUUCCCAGGAAUCCAUUCACAGUGAAGAUGAAGUUGUUUCAUGGCGAAGGGAUGUGGUUGAUUGCUUCUGUCCACAGAAAACUUCUCUUAUUUUUUCAAGGGGAAGGUGGGAUCAGAAAGGCAAUUCUCUCAAGUCUCCUGAACACUGCAAAUUUCGUGUCUUUGCUAUGAUGAACCAGAGAAAUAAUAUUAUUAUAUGUGUUAAAAAAAUGCGUUGUCUUCUAGUCUGUGUCUAGUUUAAUUUAAUUAUUAGCUUUCUGCAGUUUGAAGAAAUAAGUUCUAGAGUCUUGAGUCUGAUGGAAUUAAUGUAGUUACUAGUUGGUUGUAAUUGAGUCAUGUCUGGGUCUUCUUGACUUGUGUUAGGGCCAUGAUGGUCUCUACCAAGCAGUUUGGUAUCUUUAUAUUAAAAAUGGUUAUGUUUUCUUCAGUCUUUCUUGUCUAUGCUUGUCAUUUGGCAUUUCUCUACCAGACAAAAUACUGGGUUAAAUUUGUUGCAAUUUCAUAGUUUAUUUUUGGAGCAGGAAUCUUUAAGUAGAUUGCAAGAUAUAUAUGUGCAUUGAGCCUCUCUUGCACAUGUGAUUGAUGUUUUUAUCCCCGAAGAAUCUUGAGUUUGUUUAAGGGCUGGUAUAGCGACCACGUCUUGGGACUCUAAGGCUGAAAGCUUUACACUUUGUCUUUGUUUUCAGCUGUGUUUUACUCCUAACGUUGCCUAUGGUUCUCCCUCCAUGCUAAUUGCAGGAAGCUGCUCCUUCUCAGCGUUCAACCAUGAAAUUUGGUGUUUUUAGCAGGUACAUAUUAGUUGGCGUCUAUCUGCAUCUCCAUAUAAGCAAUGGUUUGGCUCUGGAGAACUACGGUUUAUUUGUUCAAGGAGUUGCUUGAUGGAGAAAUCGCAUUCAAAAUCAACUGUGGGUUUGCUGAAGCUUGAUGUUGAUUGCAGAUUAUUGCUUCUCAAAAUGAACAAUGAAGUGAUGAUGGUUUGCUUGCUGGCUUAUACUUGGGCUUUUAUAAUGGCACGAGUUUGUUGAUCUCAUUCCAUUUAGAUAUGGUCGGGUGUAAACGGAUAUUAAUCGGAUCGAAUAUGCCAUUACCCAAUCUGUAUCCGUUU